CAGGAUGAGGGAUGCUUUUGACCCUAGAUCUCGUCGGCAGUAAAUGAUUACUCGAUCUCCUGAGCUGGAUGGAGCAAAUCCAGAGCCAGGGCUGAUUCCAGUACAUAUCCCGUGAGUUCAAAGCGGCAGUAUUCAUACUGCGCCCCACCUGGCGCUCGAGCUCUUGCUAAACUCUUUGUUGAAUGCCCUUCCAAUAACCAUCCGUCUGAUCUCCGACGUACCAGCUCCGAUUUCAUACAGCUUCGCAUCUCUCAUAAUUCGUCCAGCCUCCAUCUCAUUCAUAUACCCCAUUCCGCCGAGACAUUGAAUCGCAUCCAUACCACAUUCCGUCGCUCGCUCCGCAGCGUACAAGAUCGCACCAGCGCAGUCCACGGUCCGAAUGUCAGGAUGCUCAUAACUUUGGUCGAUGAAGCGGGCGAUGGAGUAUGUGAAAGCUGCACUGGCGCGGUACUUGGUGUACAUGUCUGCGAUCUUGCCUUGGAUGAAUUGAUUGUGUGCUAGGGGGAUUCCGAAUUGCUUGCGCUCGUGAACGUAUGGGAGAGUGCAGUCCAGUGCGGCUUUCAUGAGACCGAGAGGUCCCGCGGAGAGCACCAGUCCUCCAACCCAAUGCCGACUGCAACGACGGACCGCCGCGACAUACUCGAGCCCUCAACAAGCCGCGCAAUUAUCGAUCAUACAAACAACGGUGGAUACUCAAAGCAAUGGCUACAAGGAGAAUGCGGCAGCAAUGGCCGAAUACACGGCUAGACUUGCGGAGCUACACGCAACGGCAGCAAAAGGAGGUUCAGAAAAGUCAAGAAAGAAGCACGUGAAACGAGGGAAGAUGUUGGUCAGAGAUCGAAUUACAGCCUUGAUCGAUCCGGGCACGAGCUUCCUCGAGCUAAGUGCUUUGGCUGCUCACGAUAUGUAUCCUGGCGAGGACGUUCCUGCUGCCGGCAUUGUGUCUGGCAUUGGCACCGUCGAGGGCGUGCAGUGUGUGAUCCUCGCGAACGACAGCACUGUCAAAGGAGGCUCAUACUACCCGAUGACGAUUAAGAAGCAUCUCCGAGCACAAGAAAUUGCACAGCAGAACCGCUUGCCUUGCAUAUAUCUGGUCGAUUCUGGCGGUGCCAACUUGCCAAAUCAAGCGGACGUGUUCCCCGAUAGGGACCACUUCGGUCGCAUGUUCUUCAACCAGGCUAAUAUGAGUGCUAUGGGCAUCCCUCAGAUCAGUGUGGUGAUGGGAUCAUGCACAGCUGGAGGAGCCUAUAUUCCCAGCAUGAGCGAUGAGAGCAUCAUCGUUGCUGAGCAGGGCACGAUCUUCCUCGCAGGUCCACCACUUGUGAAGGCUGCAACGGGUGAGGAGGUUACUGCCGAAGAGCUCGGUGGUGGCAAGCUUCACUCCGAAGUAUCCGGCGUGACGGACUACCUCGCAGUAGACGAUGCGCACGCACUGGUCCUCGCACGCCGAAGUAUAUCCAACCUCAAUUACCCGACCACACCAAACCCGUCUAGAAAGCAGGCCUGGAAAGAGCCGCUCUACGACAUCGAGGAGCUCGGCGGGAUUGUCGGCACAAAUCUCAAACAGAGCAUAAACAUGCACGAUGUGAUCGCCCGCAUUGUCGAUGGCUCGGAGUUUUCGGAAUUCAAGCCCAGCUAUGGCACGUCUCUCUUGACCGGCUUUGCCACAAUCCACGGCCACCCCGUUGGCAUCAUUGCGAACAACGGCAUUCUGUUCAGCGAAAGCAGUCUGAAGGGUGCUCACUUUAUCCAGCUCUGCUGCCAACGCAAUAUUCCUCUCAUCUUCUUGCAGAACAUUUCUGGUUUCAUGGUCGGUCAGGACGCUGAGAAGGGAGGUAUUGCGAAGAACGGGGCCAAACUGGUCACCGCGGUGGCAUGUGCCAGCGUUCCCAAGUUCACCGUCUUGGUGGGAAGCUCAGCCGGUGCUGGAAAUUACGGCAUGUGUGGUCGCGCGUAUAGCCCGAGGUUCUUAUGGAGCUGGCCUUCAGCAAAGACAAGUGUCAUGGGUGCAGAGCAGUUGACGAAUGUCAUGGCUGCUGUAGGUAAGAAGGUUGAUCCGGAGUUGAAGGCGAGGAUUGAGCGAGAGAGCGAGGUUACUUUUGGGACAGCACGGCUGUGGGAUGAUGGUGUAAUUCCACCUUCACAUACGAGGCGUGUCUUGGGCAUGGGUUUGGACGCUGCCAUGACGGGCAGUGUGGAGACAAAGGAGACAAGGUUUGGUGUGUUCAGGAUGUGAGCGGGCACGUCUGCUAUAUACCACGGAAAACUAUCCUUCCGUGCUCCAUAAGGUAUCUAUCGUGCCGUCCACUUCUGGGAAUGGUUGGACUUCCAGAUAGCAUCGACCGGAGUCGGGUGGUCAUUUGAGCUUCGUGUAUGACCAAAGAGCCGUCUAU
Zymoseptoria tritici IPO323 is the source of this 2393-nucleotide messenger RNA. RefSeq lists its product as uncharacterized. The record is from RefSeq and is a predicted model, not a curated record. Gene Ontology annotation, biological process: L-leucine catabolic process. Gene Ontology annotation, molecular function: methylcrotonoyl-CoA carboxylase activity. The transcript is spliced from 3 exons. Gene Ontology annotation, cellular component: methylcrotonoyl-CoA carboxylase complex; mitochondrion. Bases 563 to 2236 code for a protein of 557 amino acids. NCBI's taxonomy places the organism in Eukaryota, Fungi, Ascomycota, Dothideomycetes, Mycosphaerellales, Mycosphaerellaceae.